Nasonia vitripennis (jewel wasp) is the source of this 6712-nucleotide messenger RNA. RefSeq lists its product as uncharacterized. Bases 167 to 3589 code for a protein of 1140 amino acids. The record is from RefSeq and is a predicted model, not a curated record. NCBI's taxonomy places the organism in Eukaryota, Metazoa, Arthropoda, Insecta, Hymenoptera, Pteromalidae. The transcript is spliced from 20 exons. Gene Ontology annotation, biological process: superoxide metabolic process. Gene Ontology annotation, molecular function: metal ion binding.
UCUGGUCUGCCUCUAUCUGUGCAGUGUUCGCGUCCUUACGAGAUCGGUAAAGUGUGCAAGAGAUGUGAUUUUUAGUGCACCAGAACAAAAAGUUUUUUUACGAAGAGAUGAGGGUUAUAGUGUAGUGAGUUUUCAGUGCUAGUGGUGCACAUGUGGUCAAGGAGUUAUGGCGAACAACAGGCUUUGGUUUCUACAGCUGCUGCUGCUUGUGACGUGCGUGGCAACCGGAAAUGCAGUACGGUUAGCAGCUUACAUUUCAUCCGGCGGUCUUCAUGGUGAAAUACGAUUCGAGCCCGCGAACAACAAUAAUGUCAGGAUCCGUUUGGCUCUCAAAACGACCUUGCAGUAUCCAGAUCAACAAUGGCACUGGCACCUUACCGAGUUUCCCGUGGAUUACACCUUAAUAGAGAAUCGAUGCGAUUCACGGAAUCUCGGAAAGAGCGUCGUUGAUUUGACGGAAUUGGUGGGACCCUUGGAUUUUCCUGGCAAUGAAACUGGAUCCAUCGAAGUGUCGGGACUGAGUCUGUCAGGUGAAAAGGGCCUAUGGGGAAAGGGGAUACUGAUGAGAGAUACCUACAGCAACCGUGUUAUAUGCGCCUCAGUAACGGUUUUAGAUAGAAAUACAGAAAAAUUAGCAGAGGCUCGUUUCAACGGCGACAUAGCCGGAUCGGUAUGGAUGCGUUGGCUCGGAGGCUCAGCCAGUGAAGACAGCACGGAUACGAUCAUCCACACAAAUUUGCAACAUACCAGCAACAGAAAUUUCCUGAACGAGUCUUUCUCCGAACACCAUUGGAAAAUCUACGUCACCGAUAUAUUCGAUACCGGCAAAGAGCGAACGUCGUGUAGCAUUCUACAAACGGUCUUCGACCCUGACAAUUCAGGUUCCGGCAAGUCGAUCGGCGACAUCGACGCCCGCCUCGGCAAGAUACGCGUUGCCUCGCGUGUAAACAGCAAUUUCAGACAAGCUUAUCGUGACCCAGGUCUCGCUAUCCUACCCGCUGAUCUGAUUGGACCACAUCAUGUUCUAUAUCUAGUAAUAUUCCACCCGACCCAUAAUGACAUCAUCUUGGGAUGUGCGAAAAUCAAGCCAAGAAAGGCUAUAACUGCCAAGGCAAUAGUAAAUUCUAGAGGUAUUAAGGGCGAAGUGACACUGAUUCAAGAAACUCCGUUCGAUCCUACGUGGGUGAAUGUAUCGCUGUCGCCUAUUAACGAUCUGGAGACAAGGAUUCGAUAUGAGACAAAAGUCGUGUCCUAUAGCAUCCACGAGUUGCCGAAAGAACCUGAGAAGUUGUUGCAAGACACGAUUGAACCUUGUUUGACGACUAAAAAUUUGUAUGAUCCUUUGAAGAUUAAUGAGAACACAGUUCCACCAGCAGGUCUGGGUACUCAGGAUCAGUACGCUGUAGGCGAUUUAACUGGCAAACUCCAAGGACGUAAAGAAGGAUCGCAUCAUCUCGAUAUUCUUCCGGGUUCUGCUAAGCUUAGUGGUCUUUACUGGGAUGCCUACCUGCCUCUUUCCGGAAUCAACAGUGUUGUUCACAGAUCUCUUGUAAUUCACAAGUACAACGAAUCAGACAAUGAUGCAACAAGUGUGAUCCCGUGGGUUUGCAGUACAUUUUCGUUGCAGCUACCCAACAAUGCUGGUCAAAUGCCAAUGAUCACUGCUGAAGUGACAUUCCGUUAUCCAAUCGUGGGCAAAGUGAUCUUUCGGCAACCAAGAAACGAACCUGAGAUGGACACCACAAUCAUUAUUGAGCACUUGAUACACGCCGAUGGAAGCUCUUUGAACGACUCCGUUGAUCACAGAUGGAUGAUCCAUGACGAGCCACCUGGACAGGACUACUACAACUGGACAUCUAGGUGUCUGAGUGCAGGUGCUCCAUACAAUCCAUACGAGAUCGAAUGGGAUGAUAAGCAACCUCAAUUCUGUUCAGAGCACACUGUACCUUUCUGCCGAAUGGGUGACUUUACCAGACAUGGAAAUCUGAAUAUUGCUGGUCGAAAGAAAGAUGGAUUAAGGUUGACUCGAAAACUCUUUACCGACACUUUGCUGACGCUUUCAGGACCAACAGCUAUUUUCGGAAAAAGUCUAGUGAUUUACGACGAUCACGGACCCAAAGCCAGAGGUGAACGACUUGCCUGUUCUAUAAUCACUGGACUGUAUAGAAGAAAGGCGGUGGCCAAAGACUGGUUUGGCAACGGCGAGGAGAUAUCGCUAGGCGGAAAAUUGGAAUUCAUCCAAGAAAGCGCUUACGAUGUCACCGACGUCGAAGUUAAUCUCGAGGGCUUGAAUGGGAAGAUGAGCGGCUAUCAUGUGCAUAUGACACCAGUGGAGAUCGAUUUGACGUUUCCAUGUGAAGGCACAAGCCUUUAUGGCCACUGGAACCCACUGAACGUCGACCCGAGCACGUCACCUCCAUCGACCUCCGGUACCAGUGACCAGUACGAGAUGGGCGAUCUUAGUGGAAAGUUUGGAACCUUGGAUGGACGUCGCAGGUAUAUGUCCGUCUACAACGACACUCAGUUGCCACUUUUCGGACCAAGAAGUAUCUUAGGAAGAAGUAUCAUUGUCCACAAGAAAGAGAAGAAUGCCAGGUGGGCAUGCACAACAAUCGAACGUGGAUAUGCCCCAUCAGAGGCCAGAGAGCUAAGAGCUAUUGCGUCGUUUCAUCAUCCGCAAGGCUAUGCUUAUGGAUACAUUAGAAUGACUCAACUGAUUUAUAAAGAUGGCAGUCAGAGUGAUACUGUUAUGGAAGUCAAAUUACGACAUCCCGGAAGACAGGAUCGCAAUGUUACGAGAAAUCACAACUGGGCAAUAUACGUUAAUCCUGUGGGCGUUGACGCUACAGUGCAAAUCAAAGAUACUCGCUGCGUGGCAGGUGGCUACCGAUGGAACCCUUACUUCACACAACUGGCUGAUCCUCUAAAUGAGGAUCUCUAUAGGCAAGAAUGUGGUCCGGAUCUUCCGCUACGUUGCGACGUCGGCGACGUCUCUGCGCGUGUUGGUCCCAUUGACAUAGGCGUAGAGAGACGAGUAUUCUCAGAUCCAAACUUUCCACUUGAGGGCAAAGUUACGGCCUUGGGAAAGUCGAUCGUCAUCCUGGAUAAGGACUUCGGCAGCAGUAGGUUCGCCUGCGCCAACAUAGAGCCGGACAACGACAUCGUUAAAUACGCCAACAUUCGAAAGCCGCCGCGUUUCGUCGCUGCGCAAUUUCUGGAGGACGUUAGGCAGGUCAUGGGGAUUCCUGAGUGGAUGCUGUCCAUCGACAAUAGGAAAACGAAAAUUUUACAUGACGGCGCAUGUAUACAGUUCUUGCUGCACUUCAAAGGUCCCAUUGCCAACAAGCUUGAACAGGACUUCAGUAAACUAAUGACAACGGGUAGACUGGACGCUCCGAGUCUGCCUAUUCCUGGUUACGUGCCAACGAAACGUAAAAACACUUUGGGUCAUCGGCAAUGUGGCACUCGUGAUUACAGCGAUAAGAAAAGCGGAAAGAAUUCACGAUUUUACUACGUUUCAAGCGCAAAGCGAUCGGUGUCAGCAUUUUUAUCGUUAUGGAGUUUUCUGGUAGUGUUCGUGGUAUCGUAAGGAGCAAGUUCAGCUAUACAAAAUGAAAUAUGCUUCAUGUUCCAUACGUCUCUAUAGGUUUAUUUUUCACAUUUUUAGUGUAUAACAUUGUUGAUAUUAUUGAAAGUCUGACUAGAAAUCCAUUCCGUGAUUUAUUUAUUUAUAUGUAAACUUAUGUGUUGAUGGAUAUUGCUUUGUAAAAUAUAUGCUACUACGACCAAUCUUUGUACUUUUGUAAAAUGUUAUCAAAUAGGAAUAAAAGGGCACGUUAACGCCUGCUGAUAAAUAUGUAAUGUAAAUCUUAUCCCUGAACAUUUUCAAACCCAAACACCCUAGAUAUUGGCUCGAAUUUUUAAAAGCAACUUCAUAUAGCACGAAUCCCCUGUGCUUUCUAAGGUUUUCACGAAAAGGAAAGCCGGAGGCAGAACAAGCAGUGAAACAAAGGCUCCUCAGCAGGGAGUAGAAAAAGCGUCGGGCUUUACUACAGGGUAUAGACAAGGCUCGAACGAGGCGUCUGAGCAUCUGCUAUAGCGGUCAGUUUCUAUGCUGCUGCCUCUCGGGACGAAGACCUAGACGUCAGGGAGAAGCCGAAACGCAGGAGGCAAGGACAGUCUGGUUGAAACUGCACUAGUAAGCACAUUGCAUUCGAAAAUAUACACAUCAGGAGCGAUCCGAAAGUACAACACGUUUCGUGAAGUGAAGGCACGAAUUGAUUUGUUUAGGUAAAUGGUCAGCGCACUCGACUUCCACGCUGGAGCUCCAGGUUCGAUUCCCGACAUCAAUCGCCGAAAUAAAUGAAUACCUAAUUAGUCUCGAAAAAAUUAUACUCGCAGAAAUUCGAUCAACGGUCCCGAGAUACAAGCCUACCGACAACAUUCUUAACUAUGUAAAUAGCAAAAUCAAAAAACUUCAUAAGUAUAAGUCCUUUUUAAUUACGACUAUCAAUCAGCGUUAUCGUAAUAACCAAUCUGCUUCCCAGUUCAAUUUGCCUUUCCUCAAACACUUAGUUAACAAAAUUAACACUCUUCUUAAGAAUAAAUAUAGCACUUCCUACACAAGUUACUGGAACUCUCAGAUCGAAAACAUCGACCACAGAGACCCAAACAGCUUUUUUCCAAAAAUAAAUAGGUUUAUUCGACCCAAGGAACCGCUCAAAAUUGGCUCUCUAAUGGUCGAUAAAACGAAUGAACUAGUCACCCUCAGUGGCAUAAAUACCACAGAUAUCCCGCUAGUUAACGACAAAUACAUAAUUGAGAAACCUGACGAUAUACUCGACGUAAUAGGUGCCUACUACGAAAAAGUCAAUUCUCCCAAACUAUACAACGAAAAUACGCCUCUCAAAAAAAUAGUGGAUCGCAAAGCUAAGCAGCUAACCGACUCCUUUGCCAAUAACUCUAGCUCAAUAACCUCCUUCUCGGAUGAUAAACCAGCGAGCAACCCUCAGCACGUCCCAAAUUCACUUUCCUUCUUCAAUACACUCGAAACUUGAAAUUAUAAUAAGUGUUUUAAUAAGUUGUGCUAAUUUUAUUGAAAAUUAAAAUUUCACUUGUGUAAAUCGACAAUCAAGUUAAGAAACUAAUUCGACAAUAAUUGUCAUUUUCAAAAAAUAAUAACUGGACGUUGUAAAGCCGUCGUUCAAGCUAUUUGAUAUUCUAGCAUUUUUGCAUAUCCUUGUUUAAUCUUUAUGGUUUUAUUACUCGUAUUGAAAUGUGUGACACCAAGUCACUCCACUAUAUGUACACCAGAUAAGAGAAUAUGCAAAAUGAAAAAACAGCGUGGUAGAAGCGCUUAUGUAAAAGUCAAUGUCAAUCAUCAACGUUAUGUAAUAGAAGCUACUAUGACUGAAUAAUGCUUCAAUAUUACGUAUUUCGCAGAUACUCUUAUUUCCGCGUUACAAUUUUCAUCAGUCCAAUGUAGUUCAUAGCAUCCGAUUACAUGAGGUAACAUAUAACAGUACGAUCACACUUAUGGUGACCGAUUGCACCCAAUUUUUCACUUUGGCCUUGUCACAUUAAAUAUUUUUAUUAUAAAGCAUCUAGUAAGCAUCGAAGAUCCAAACACGAUAACGUAUCAACACCAUCAAUUUAAUUUAUUUAUUCAGACCAGUAAGAAAAUUGUACAGUAGAGCAUUUAUGAAACUCCGCUUUCUGCAAAGGUCAACACAGUUACUUGUCCGGAGCAUAGGUCGUUUAUGCAUUACAUAAACUUAAGAAAGAAAUGAAGUCUUUAAAAAAAUACUGACAGAAGAAAAAGUGAUAAAUUAACAGCAUUAAUAAAAUUUUAAUUUGUUGUCCAUAACUACUGGUUAUUUUAAAUUCUAUAAUUUUUGCUUAUCAUACAAACGAAAAAAAAUAAAUAUCAUGAAAAACGUGUUAAAGCAUUUAUAUGAAUAUGCCACAAUUACCAUGAUAGAAAAAUCAGCAUAUUAUUGAGCUCAUCGAUUUUAUACCGAUCGAUCGCGUCAAGUACUCAUCAGUAUAAUUCUUUCCUCGAAAAGAAAUAGAUUUUAAGGAUUUUUUUAUACAGAUAGAUAUCAAGCAACCAAAUGACCAUACAAUUCACUUGCUCGAGUCCAUACCGUUCGUUCGCUCGACUUCACAGAGACAGGUCGUUAAUGAACUUAAAGAGGAAACGAUAUAGCUAUAUAACGUUGAUCUUGCAAGCUGAAGGGGCACGUGCGCGUCGUUACUCAUCAGUCGUCAAUAUACUCCAUACAAGUAAAUUACUGCACUGCUGCUGCGUCUCUAUUCGAUAUAGUAAACAGUCAACAUUGUGUUUUCUUCAGUUUUGUUUGUUUCUUGUGUGGUUCCGGAUUGUUUGUGAUAUUGUGCGAAUUUAAAAAAAAAGCUGUUAUCUUGUGAAUAAGUGAUCGAUUUCGCGGGUUACAGACGAGUUAAUAUUUAAAUUUUAUUCUGCACAGACAUCGGUUGAAAGGAUACAGUAGAUAUAUUACAGCCGAGUACAUUAGUGAAAGUGUGGCGGUCCCCUCCUACCACCACAUGCGGCCCGAAGCGCCGCCUAGCGGCGGAGGGGAGCUUAGAAGCUUUGUCACUUUCGUGAAUCAGUUACGGCCUGGCCGCCGGGUCGAACAGACUUAGACAUCUUGUACAUAAAUAAUUACAAUCUAGUCACAAUCAUCUCUCA